AUGAAGUUUCGAAUAUACCCAAAAUUUUCCACCACUAACUAUGUCUACCGGCCGAAUCCGCUCACUUUCACAAUUUGGAUUCUCGCCGAUGAAGAUUAUCGACAUCCGCAAAGGUUGAGCGUUCAGCUUUGGUCUAAUUUAACGUUUUCAUCGUGGUCGCAAACAGAUUUGAUUGAACUGGAUGAUAAUCAACUCAUCGGCAAUGAUUCUGACGAAAAAUAUCGCGUUUUCGAGGCGAUAAUUCCAACUGAUGGCGUUAAUCAAGGGCAACACGAAUUUUGUUUUAGGGUUAAGAGAAUAAUGGAAACUUACGAAGAAGAUUGGCAAUGGAUUGACGUUGACGGAAAUCGGAACGGUCAAGUGUUUGUAUUCGAUUUCAAAAAUGCGUAUAAAGUUGGAAUCGAUUCUAUCUUUGGUGAAGAAUUCAUUAACGUGGGCGUUAGAUGUAGCUCUCAUGGAAACACCAGUUGUUGGAUCGUUGCCAAGGAAGCAAAGGCUGAUGAUGAGCAAUCAGUGAGUUACAAUAUGGGUAGUAUCAUGAAUAUGAUCCGAUUCGUCGGAUUACAACGCCACUCAGCCUAUUGGGUUUUGCCAACAACUGGAACAUGUAAACUUGACAUCUGUCAAAAAGACGUCGUGUACCUAAUCGCUCAACAGUCCACUGGACACUACGUUGUAUUUAUCCCUCUGACUGCUGAAGAUUGUACUAGUUGCUUUCGGUCGGAUGAAAAUGGAAAUUUGAUUUACAUUGUUAAUAAUUACAGUGGAAAGGACGAGCUAGCUAGAUUUGUCGUGGGACGUGGAUAUGAUCCUUAUGCAACCUCAAAGGCGUGUAUGGAUUUAGCGAAAACAGUUUAUGGGCGCAUUCGUAGUCACAAGAAAAAUAUCCACACGAAGAAUGAUCAUCCAUUAUACUAUGAGAAACUUGGUUAUUGUACAUGGAAUGCAUUCCACGAAAAUGUACGUCGACAAGAUCUUGUGGAUGUAUUGCAUUCCUUAGAUUCAUCAGGAAUACAUGUUGGAUACAUGAUAAUGGAAGAUGGGUGGCAGCAAGUUAGUCAUAAUCGUCAAUUACAAAAUUUUGAGGCCAACGAGAAAUUUCCUGAUGGACUGAGGGAAUUUGUCCAAUACGUUAAGGGAAACUACCCAUAUUUGAACUAUUUUGGUGUUUGGCACACGUUAUGCGGAUACUGGAACGGCAUUGAUCCAAAUUCUGAAUUGGCAAAGCAAUAUUGUCUUGAGAAAGUUAGAGGAGAAGGAAGGACCAUGAAUCUUGUUUCUCCCGAAUAUGUCACCCAUUUUUAUGACGAUUUCUACAGGUUCCUGAAAACCCAAGGUGUAGAACUCGUGAAAGUUGAUUCGCAUGCGAGUUUCGAUUUAAUUGAGCUUGACGAAAUUGAACGUUGCCGAUGGCGUAAGAAGUAUCAAGGUUCACAGAAUAAAUGCGCUGAAAGGUACUUUGACAAUAGAGUCAUUUAUAGCAUGGCUCAUAGUCCCAAUGUUAUGCAACCAAUAAUUUCAAAUGAUGGUUUGCCAACCGAGGUGGGAGUGUGCAAACCUGUCUUCAGGAAUAGUGAUGAUUAUUGUUCAAGCAAGCAUGGCUCUCAUGCGUUGCAUCUCUAUGUAAACUCCAUGAACAACAUUUGGACGAGUUUCUUUGGUGUUCCGGAUUGGGAUGCGUUUCAAACCAAUCACGAAUUUGCCGAAUAUCACGCCGCAGCGAGAGCGAUCAGUGGUGGUCCGGUUUAUAUUUCGGACCCGCCGCGUCAACAUAAUAUGGCCAUUCUGGAAAAGUGCAUAGUCAAGACUCCCGCCUAUGAGAUAAGGUCCGUUACCACUGAUCAUGCGGAAAAUCUACCGGGUGAGUUCACCAAGGUUUUCACGCAACGAAUAUUAAGAAGCGAGACACCGGCCUUGCCGUCUAUCGGAAACAUAUUCGAGGAUCCUACAACGGUUGAUAAACUUUUAAAGAUCAGUAAUGUUAAUCAAAGAAUAGGCGUUCUUGGUCUGUGGAAUUGCCGAGAAAAAGAGGUGGUGGACAAAUUCGACUUGGAGGACGUUUAUGGUAUUGCCGUUGACACUGAUGACGCGAAAGCUCGAGUCAACGAAGAAAUGCAUCGCGAUCCGAGAUUCCGGAACAGCGAAAAAAUUAAUUGUAUUACGGAGGAUGUUGAGUAUGCUCUAUACUUUUUCAAAAACAGAGAAGUGAAAAAAAUCGGGAGCAUGGGGUCGAAAAAGCAGGUGGCCAUAAUGGUGAAACCUCGGGGUUUCGAGGUUGUUACGAUUUCGCCGAUUGAUGUUCUGCUAGUCAUAGCGCCAUUUGAAUACGAAAUUAGAGUGGAGAUCGCGUGCUUUGGGUUGGUCGACAAGUACAACGGGUCAAAAGCCAUAGUCGUUGCAGAAUACAUUAGUGAAGGUUGGGAUGUAGGAGGAAGUGAUUAUGCCGUGGAUUUUCGCGUUCCGAAUAAUCACAAGGCAAGCAUUAGAGCCAGUAAGGGUGUGAUGAGAAGUGGUAAUAGGAGGGGAAUGGUAUUUUAUAAGGUGAAAUUAACUGGAUACGGAAGUUGCGGGUUUUACCUGAACGUGGGUGAGCAUAGGAGAGUCAGCAAUAUUAAGGUUUAUUUAAAUAAUAAGAUCUUGAGUGAUGAAUUGAUCGAGUAUGAUGUUGAAAAGAAGUUUCUUGUGAUCGGUGUACAUGAAAAUGAGAAGGUCACGAGUGAAGAACUGGAGAAUAAAAGGAGAAACAUGUGGAAUGCGGAUUAUGGAGAUGAUGUUUUGGAAAUGUUUCUGGAGAUUAUGGUUGACUGA
This is a messenger RNA of Acaulospora morrowiae, 2808 nucleotides long. Lineage: Eukaryota; Fungi; Glomeromycota; Glomeromycetes; Diversisporales; Acaulosporaceae. The record is from the annotation of a GenBank genome assembly.